CAGCAACCCUUGCCGGUGACCUGUCACCCCAAUAUGGCGGCCCAGUAGCGGCUCAUGUAUUGGGGUUAUUCCCAGUGCUUCGUGUCUUUAAUAGAGAGUUGACAGAACAGAGUAAACCGUGCGCUCCGGCGACAGGACUGCCUGGUGUCCGCGCUGAAAGCUCAGAUAAAGCCGCUGUCAGCCCGCUUCACUCGGCUCCUGUCUCUGUGAGGGCUCGCUACCUCCUCCUGAAGAAAACAUGUCCUUCUGCCUGGUCAGACGGUGUGAAGCAGCGUUUUUACGGCACCUGUCAGAGUUCAGAGUGUCCAGACGGAGGACGUCCAGCUGCGGGCUGAGCGGGACGGUGUGGCGGCACCGCUGGAUGAAGAGGCUGCCGGUGCUCCGCUGCAGGGACCUCAGCUCUCACACACACCAGGACGCUGUUGACCUGUCCAAGUUCCCCGUGGAGAGGAUCAGGAAUUUCAGCAUCAUCGCCCACAUCGACCAUGGAAAAAGCACUUUGGCUGACCGGCUGCUGGAGAUGACAGGUGCCAUCGCCAAGACUGAGAAGAACAAACAGGUGCUGGACAAGCUGCAGGUGGAGCGGGAGAGAGGGAUAACCGUGAAGGCCCAGACCGCCUCGCUGUUUUACAGCCACCAGGGUCAGCAGUACCUCCUGAACCUCAUCGACACGCCGGGUCACGUCGACUUCAGUUAUGAGGUCUCACGCUCGAUUUCUGCAUGCCAAGGCGUUCUGUUGAUUGUCGACGCCAACCAGGGGAUUCAAGCACAGACGGUGGCCAACUUCUACCUGGCUUUUGAAGCACAGCUGACCAUUAUCCCCGUCAUCAACAAGAUUGAUUUGAAGAAUGCUGAUCCAGACAGGGUGGAGGCUCAGAUUGAAAAAGUCUUUGAUAUUCCACGUGAAGAAUGCAUUCGGAUUUCAGCUAAACUCGGAACCAACGUUGAGCGAGUUCUCCAAGAGGUCGUGAACAGGAUUCCACCGCCUGAGGUGAGCACCGAUGACCCCUUUAAAGCCCUGGUGUUUGACUCCACUUUUGACCACUACAGAGGAGUGGUGGCUAACAUCGCCCUGUUCGGAGGCCAAGUCAAAAAGGGGGACAGGAUCGUGUCGGCGCACCUCGGCAAAGCCUACGAAGUCAACGAGCUGGGGCUCCUGCGGCCAGAUGAGCGCCCGACAGACAGAUUGUAUGCAGGCCAGGUGGGCUACAUGGUAGCAGGGAUGAAGGAUGUGAAGGAGGCCCAGAUCGGUGACACACUUUACCUGCAGCAGCAGCCGGUGGAAGCCCUGCCAGGGUUCAAGCCCGCCAAGCCCAUGGUCUUCGCUGGCAUGUAUCCAAUGGACCAGUCAGAAUACACUGGCCUUCGCAGCGCCAUCGAAAGACUGACCCUGAAUGACUCAAGUGUCACGGUGCAGAGAGACAGCAGUCUGGCCCUGGGAGCAGGCUGGAGACUUGGCUUCCUGGGUCUUCUCCAUAUGGAGGUGUUCAAUCAGAGGCUGGAGCAGGAGUACAAUGCCUCCGUUAUAGUAACAGCGCCCACUGUGCCCUACAAGGCUGUCCUCUCCUCAGCCAAGCUCAUUAAGGAACACGGCAGCGAGGAGAUCACCAUCGUGAACCCGGCUCAGUUCCCAGACAGAUCGCUCGUGUCGGAGUAUCUGGAGCCCAUGGUGGUGGGGACCAUUCUCUCUCCAGACACUUACACUGGCAAGAUUAUGAGCCUCUGCAUGAAUCGCAGAGGCGUCCAGAAGAACAUGGUGUACAUCGACGACCACCGUGUGAUGAUGAAGUAUCUCUUCCCUUUAAAUGAAAUCGUGGUGGAUUUCUACGAUCUGCUCAAAUCAAUGUCUUCUGGAUAUGCCAGCUUUGACUAUGAGAAUGCAGGUUACCAGGCUGCUGAUCUGAUAAAAAUGGAUAUUCUGCUGAAUGGGCGAUCCGUGGAAGAGCUCACCACAAUUGUACACAGAGAGCGGGCCUAUAGUGCUGGGAAAGCCAUGUGUGAGAAACUGAAAGACUCCAUACCAAGGCAGAUGUUUGAGAUUGCUGUACAAGCAGCCAUUGGGUCUAAAAUCAUCGCAAGGGAAACAAUAAAGGCAUAUAGGAAAAACGUUCUUGCAAAAUGUUAUGGGGGUGACAUUACACGGAAAAUGAAACUACUGAAGAAACAAGCAGAGGGAAAAAAGAAGAUGCGGCGGAUCGGCAAUGUGGAUGUUCCCAAAGACGCCUUUAUAAAUGUUCUGAAGAGGAAAGACAAAUAGAAAUUCUGUUAAUUGCAAUAUUAUUUAUGCCACAUUAUUGCUCAAGGGGUCUUUCUUAUGAGAGGUUCUCUACUGUAGAUUUCUCUCUAAGUAAAGUGCUCGCUGGUGCUUCAAGCUGCUGCCCCAUGUGCUGAUUUUUCCAUUGGGCUUCAUUAUUUCUCUGCCUGCUACUUUAAAUCAGUAGCCUACCCUGCUGGGAGAGAAUUUAAAGAUUUCAUGCUAUUCAAGCCUCAUAAUUGUUAAAUCAUUCCAAAUGAUUUCAUUGAUUUAUAAAGAGAGAAAAAGAAUCCCAAGGCACUCUCCACCUAGAUUACAGUAUGUCUUUAUUAUAUCAUAUCAUGAAGGAGACUGCUUUGGUAUCCUUUCUUUUUUCUUUUUUAAAUUCUCUUUGUAUAAAGACAUCCCACAUUUUCAUGGAGCACACUGACAGCACAGAGAGCGUUCCUCUACUAUUCACUAUGGUUCAUAGAUUUAUUUUUUUCCAGAUGAUAUAUUGACAGCCCUGAUUGUGGUGGCAAUUCAAACAUUUUCUGUGGUAGAAAUAUAAUUUGCUAUCAUUUAGACCACAGUACACAGUGUUCUACAACUCUUGCAGCUCUGAGUAAUAAAGAGUAAGAAAGCCUUUUCAGCUUCAAUAUGGUUC
Molecule: messenger RNA, 2900 nt
Organism: Myripristis murdjan (pinecone soldierfish)
Lineage: Eukaryota; Metazoa; Chordata; Actinopteri; Holocentriformes; Holocentridae
Gene: guf1
Product: GTP binding elongation factor GUF1
Exons: 17
Coding region: 239-2257 (672 amino acids)
Biological process (GO): positive regulation of translation
Cellular component (GO): mitochondrion
Molecular function (GO): mitochondrial ribosome binding; GTPase activity; GTP binding
Source: RefSeq, a predicted model, not a curated record